AAUGGGGAUGUUGUCUAUCCGAUUAAAGCCAAAUUUUUUGGGUUUAUUGAAAUUUUUAAACAGUAUGAAUUGGUUAAUUAUCUUUUUUAGUUUAAUUAAUUUGUCAAUGUGUAUUUAUGAAGACCAAAUUGGAAAAUUUGAUUGGCGGCAGACGUACGUAGGUCGUAUAAAAUUUUCACAUUUCGAUACAGUUUCAACUGCAAAAAAAAUAAUAGUAGCCACUGAAGAAAAUGUACUAGCUGCCCUUAAUUUGAAGACAGGUCAGGUGGUGUGGCGUCAUGUAUUCGAAAAUUCUAGUCCUGGAGACAUUCAAUUAUUGCAUUAUAGUGAUGGUGAGAAAGUGACCACAGUUACAGGAUCCAAUCCAUACUUAGUAAGAGGUUGGGAUCCUGCUACUGGUGUAUUACUAUGGGAGUGGCCAAUAUCAAUUAUAGACAAUGAAAGAGCUCAUUUAUCAGAAUGGUGGGUUCAAAAUGGUAUGCUUGUACACUUACUACCAGCAUUUGGCUCGCAUUUAGAGGUUACUAUGUAUAAUUUGAUGACCGGUGCCAACAAAGGAGUUACAUCAAAGUUACCAGCUGUUUGGACUAACGAUGGGUGUAUUCUAACUCCACCAUAUUAUACUUGUAUAUCAGGAAGUAUGGGCAACUACAUGCUUUUAUCAUUAGAUGUUACAUCCAAUGCGGUACAAAUAAUUAGCAAACCACUAUCUAAUUACUUUGGUGAAAAAGAAAUAAUUGAAGGUAAUCUACGCUCACUAGAUGGAAAAAAUGUGCUACCUGGCUUUAUAAUUGAUGAUAAAAAAGUUUUAUUGAUUAAGAAUAAUGAAUUUGAGCAGUUAUAUAUAAAGUUAGCAGAAGACAGCACAGCAACACUCGUGGAAGCAAUGAAUGAGCUAACUUUGAUACAAGCUUCAAGCGACGAAAACAAGGGCUUUGCAUUGUCAGGAUACAAUAUAGCAACUGGCAAGGAGAUAAUGGAUCUACGUAUAACUGAACCAUCACUUCAUAUUCCGGAACCUGAAAUACUAGGAAUAGUUUGUAUAAAUACAGCAAGGGAACAGCCGGCAUGUAGGAUACUUAUAAAUGGAGCUGAUGAUGCACUACAUCUUAUGCAGCAAGGCGGCCGCAUAAUUUGGUGUCGGGAGGAAGCACUGGCCAACAUAGUGGCUGUUGAAUUUGUUGAUCUACCCGUCUCAGAAACGGAUGCUGCACUUGAAUCCGAAUUUGAUCAGAAAGAAGCCAUCAAGGUGUACAGUUCAGUAUGGGCAGCAUUCGUUCGUCGUCUAUACACGCAGUACCAGCAGUUGCAAACGCUGCUACAGAACUGGCAAGGCGAAGGCUUAGAGGCGGAUUCACCGACGGCACUUGUUAGAGAUUACUUCAACUUGCAUAAGAUUAUUGUUCUCAUUACUGAUGUUGGAAAGAUAUACGGCAUGGACAAUCUAUCUGGUGAAAUACUCUGGCGUCGCUACGAUGGUAACCUAAACACGGAAUCCGUUGUGAUGUAUACGCGACGUACGGCGAGGCAUCCACCGCACGACGCGUACAUUACUAUUAUUGGAAAACAUGAGGAAACAGGCAAUGGUUAUAUAAUAAGCCUAAACCCGAUCCGCGGUACAUUAGUGGGCGAAAGGGCGUUACAACUCGACGUGAGGCUGCAGCAAGUUGCCUUACUUCACGUCGCUGACACGGAGAAACUUUACGCUCUUGUAUUGUUGGACGAAGAUGAAACUGUACAGGUGUUACCUCUCUCCGCAGCACCGUUAGUUAGAGAUCUCUACAUGUACGUCGCUGACAGAGAUACAGGCAAAAUGCAGGGAUACACACUGAGAUAUAAUGGCAAGCAAGUUAUAGCCCAACGUACAUGGUCCUUGAACUUGGGCGGAUCUGGUGCACGUAUAGUAACGAUCGCGGGCAAGAGUCGCAACGAACGCGUGCACUCGGCGGGCAAACCUUUGGCUGAUCGGAGUGUUUUGUAUAAGUACUCCAAUCCUAAUCUAGUGCUCGUACUGUUGGAGAGGCCUGAUCCUGUACAUAAAGAUGUAGUAACAGCGGUAGCUGUAGAUGGGGCGUGUGGCGCUGUAGUAGCGGCGUCUACGCACCGACGGGCGCGUGCGUUGCCUCUCGCCGUACACGCGGACAACACGCUCGCGUAUUUAUAUAGAAGCGAUAAACAUCGAAGAUUGGAGAUUGCAACAAUGGAAUUAUAUGAAGGCAAAGAGCGUUGGCUAUCGGCAGGCACGCAAUUUAGUUCGUUUGCCUGCGCGCGCGCACCGAGCGUAGAAAGACAAGCGUAUAUCUUACCUGGUGCCCUCACUGCGUUGGCUUUUACAACUACGGAACGAGCUAUUACGGAUACGCAUAUAUUACUCGCCCUAUCGACGGGGAAAAUAUUGGAGCUCCCCUGGUCGUUUGUGGAGCCCCGUCGACCUCUCUCCCCUACAGGAGAGCAUCGGGAAGAGGGAUUGAUCCCCUAUGCACCCGAAGUGCCCCUGCCCUCUGAAGCCUCAUUAAACUAUAACCAGACAACUCACCGAGUUAGAGCUAUAUACACUGCCCCUUCGGGAUUGGAGUCCACCAGUUUGGUGCUUGCAACUGGUUUAGAUAUAUUCUACACACGAGUGGCCCCUUCGAAGACUUUCGACCUCCUCAAGGACGACUUUGACUAUCACCUAAUAACAAUAGUGUUGGGUGCGCUCAUAAUAGCAUCGUACAGUACUAAAUAUUUCGCCUCUAGGAAAAUGCUUAAACAGGCGUGGAAGUGAUACUUUCGCUUUAUGAGGAAUUUGAACUGUUUUAAUAUUAUAGGUUUUUUAGAAAACUCAAAACCUUUGGUCGAAAUGCUUGAAACUUCUAGUUCUUAUUGCUUCUGCUGUAAUUAUAAAUUUAAUUCGAUACAUCUUUUAAAGUGCCGUGAACUUAACCGUCUCAGUGCUAACUACAAAAAAACUAUGUUAUUAUUAAGGAUAGCUAAGUAUUAAAAGCAAUAUUUAAUUUUACGGUUAAUAUAUAAUUUAUUAUAAACCUCCACUGCCAAGCUUUCAGUUCAAAUUCCUUUGUGUGUGUGCAUAGAUUAAGUUAAUAUUGGCUAUAGACAAAAUGGUGCUAAUUCCAUACGACUCCAUAAAUUUGUAUGAAAUAUCUCAGAACAUCGCUAUGCAUUCCUAACUUGCUUAACACCAAUAAAUUUGCUUACAACUCUCAUAUUUAUCUUGAAAAUAAAAAAAAUCUAUAGAAAAUCAGAAUUAGCACCAAACUUAAGUAUUACUUGUCUCGGCAAGUUAAUACAAAGUGAAUGAAACAGAAUGAUCGUGCAUCUCUUUCUAGUUGUCUAUGGCUUCGGCUGACUCUGCCAAAGAAUAGUUCUGAUGUGGAAAGUUAAUAACAGUAAAUUUGGAAACAGAAAUCAUAACAGUUUAUAGUCGUUAUAGUUCGAAUAACUAAAACUUUCCUUGGGACAUAUUGUACAUUCAUAUGAACCAAUCAGGUAUCGCGUUUUUUACAAAUGACUAUUUUUGACAUGAGUAAGCCGGAAGAUCUAUCUAGUUGGUUGGAAAAUUUUGGUUACCAUAGCAACGCUGCCAAAUCGUUGUUAUGGUAACAAAGUGUAAGUUAUUGUAAAGACUUUAAGGCUACGGCUCCAUAAAUGUAUUUUAUUAUUAAAGACUAGGUUAAUUUUACUUAUUAAUUCAAUUUAGCUUAUAAAUAGCAAAUUUGAUAGAAGUUAGUAAUUACGCAUUAUAUAACAAACAUUUUUUAUCUAGUCUUUGGCCAAGUGGUGCCGUAGCUUAAAAGUAAACUUUGUAGUGAACGCUUAAAUCGAACAGAUUUUAAGUUAAGUUCAUAAUGAACUAGCUACUAUACAUAUACUAUAUACUAAAGUAAGGAAGUAUCACCAAAUAGGUUAAAUUUUAACUAGUUUAAAUUUUAACAAGUGCGAGUUUAUAUAAAUAAAUAUUUGACUAUCAUUUAUGAGGUAAUAUGGAAUUAUUUAGUCUCGAACUAUCAGGUAGAGGAAUGUCGAAAAUCCAUUUUAAAACAUUAAUCCGUAGACAAUAAAUGAAUUCAAGAUGGCGUAAUGACAAUGUACAAAUGUGUUGCGUAUAUUCUGUUCAUUGGUCACGCCUUAUAUCAGAAUAAAUAGGAUUUUAUUAUACCAUAUUAUAAUAGCUAGUGCAAUUUAGUUAAUAGGGUGGUAUGUCAUUGUUAAAACCAUUCCAAACGGAAUUUAUUUGAAUAGAACUUUAUUUAAUUAUGGUUUUUGUAGAUUUAAUUAAGUAUAAUUUCUGUGUUUGCGCUUUAAAUACCGAAUCUAUACAUUGACGUCCGUAACACCGUCAACACUUCAAAGCAGGCCAAUGUUAAGAUCAUGUAACUUACACACGAUACAUCCUCAUCAUGAUGUAUUAAAAAGCUGGUACUUUUUUGUAUCGAAUUACGAUAUAGCGAUGAGAUUUCCGAAAACAAGUGCGUAUGGAUGACUUUAUGGGAAAUUUUGAAUAUAGGCAGGCUCGGAAAGUUAGUGAUGGACCAUUGAAAAAUGAAAUUAGUAAUUAACGCCGUCGUAUGAAGUUUUAUAUGAAAACAGCGCCAUCUAUGUAUGGACUUUAAUUAGGUGUUCGUUUUUUUUUGUUUUGGUGGGUCUUAAAUAUUGCUAGGUAUAUUUUAGGGUGAAGCCAAUAAUUUAAUAUAAAUAGAAUAAAUUCGAAAUAUAUUAAAACUUUUAUAUAGUAGGUAGUCUUAUGUAGUUCAAUUUUAUAUAAGAUAACACCAAUGGUAAACUAAAUUUUCAGGCCUCAGGCAGCGUAAACAUUAUGUUGCGUCUAAAUAUAGCAAUUUUAGUAGCAUUUAUCUUGGUAAAUUUGCAUUUUCUGGCGGAAUAAAUAAUAUGAUUUUGUUUUAAAAAUAAAAUUAAUCUCUUUUUAUUUUACUUUUCCAUACACCAUUGGUUUCCUUACAUAGCAAUUUAAAAACAAUACAGGAAUCUGGGGUUCUACCUCUUCGGGAAUCUUACCUAAUCGGCGUCAUUUUUAUUAUAAUUUCCUAUAUUCUUUGUUUUAAAUGAUUUUUGGAAAGGUAUGCUAUGAUAAUAGCUGUAACGCCGGUAUUUAGUAAUUUCAAAUAGUGAUCCUGACGUUUUAGUAUGCAAUUCCGAUGUACUGGAUAUUCGUAGCGCUGGUGUUGCAAACUUGGGAUUGGUACAAAAUUUAACAGUGAAGUUCGGAUCGUUUUCGAUUGGGCUUUUCAGAGUACCGAUGCUGCAAUUUCAUCCUAAAUUGUCCAAGGUUGAAUUGUAAUUAAUAUAAUUUCAUAAACAGUUGCUCACAUGAUUGUGGUUAUUGAACACGGUAUUGUUAAUAUUUGUAAUAUUACCUAGUUUCUUACCUAACUUAUAAGUCUCAUUGGCUGUUUAAUAUAUUUAUUGCGACAUUAAAACUAUCGUUUCCGAACGAAAACUAAAAUGGGUUUCGUAUUUUUUCUAUUUAUAAACGGUUUUCAUUUAUUUUUGGUUACAUAGAAAAUGGUUAUCGUGACAAGUCUACAACUAAUUAAGACGAAUCAAAUACAAAAAAAAACAAUAGUUUACAUAGAGACAGCCAUAUAUAUAUAUAUUAUGUUAUAACGCUUCAACCACUGUAAUAGUAAUUCGAUUAAGAAAUUUUAUAUCCUAAAUAUUUAAUCCCUGUAAACUAGUAAUAUUUGGUAGACGUCAUAGACACCACUGUGUGUGCAAAGAACAAUUAUUAUUUUAAUGCUAAGGUUUUUAAUUUAAGAGUAUUUCUGCUGGAUUGUGAUUUAUGUCUGACUGUACCAUCUUCCGUGUAAGUAAUGUUAAUUCUGGUACAACGAAAACACCCUUUGGGAUCUGGAAGAAUGAAUGAGUGGAACUAUCAACGUUAAUAAACAGAGAAUUGUUUUAAAAACUUUGCGAGAUAGUUUCAUAUGAAAACCAAAAUUCACAGUUAAUUCAACACUUACACCAUGUCAGUAAAAGCCAAUAUAUAAGAAAAGUAUUUUUGUUAGUGCAUGCCCGUGUACAAUAAAGUACAUUAAGUCUUUACUCAGAUUUUUUUUAACAAAAUAGAAGGACAUAAAUACUUUCGAAAAAUAAUAAUUGUGAAAUGGAUGGUACAGUCUCGUAAAUUCAUUAUACUGUAGCCUUAUAAACCGGCAUCAAUGUACAAAACUUGUUGCAAAGAUAUAGCGUAUAUGAUAUUGUUUACAGAGACACUGUUUGUGUAAUAAAUCUGAAUUACCUAC
Molecule: messenger RNA, 6263 nt
Organism: Pieris brassicae (large cabbage white)
Lineage: Eukaryota; Metazoa; Arthropoda; Insecta; Lepidoptera; Pieridae
Gene: EMC1
Product: ER membrane protein complex subunit 1
Exons: 17
Coding region: 2-2767 (921 amino acids)
Biological process (GO): protein folding in endoplasmic reticulum
Cellular component (GO): EMC complex
Molecular function (GO): protein binding
Source: RefSeq, a predicted model, not a curated record